This is a messenger RNA of Akanthomyces muscarius, 2718 nucleotides long. RefSeq lists its product as uncharacterized. The record is from RefSeq and is a predicted model, not a curated record. The coding region runs from base 1 to 2718 and encodes 905 amino acids. NCBI's taxonomy places the organism in Eukaryota, Fungi, Ascomycota, Sordariomycetes, Hypocreales, Cordycipitaceae. The transcript is spliced from 7 exons.
AUGACUAGCUUCCGAUUCCCAGGUCUGCUGCUGGGUCUCGUCAUCCUUGCCGCCUUGGCAAGCCCGGCCGCUGCUUUCGGUGCUGGAAACAUCGCUUCUAUUUCCAAGGUCGAAGGACAAAACUGGCGCCACGGUGAUAUUGAAGAUGCACUGCUUUCCAUCGUCAUGGCACAAGCCUUCAACGGCAAAAAGUUCAGCAAGCUCAUGGUGUCUCGUGUCUACUUUGGCAACUGGCUGCGCGACUACUCCCAGGCCAUCGACGUCGGCACUGUCAAGACUGUUUCCGCCGAAGCAAUCCGUUUGCUCCUCUGCGUUCUUGGCUUCAUGACCUUUGGCUACGGCUCCGGCGAAUUCGAAGUCACCGCCGAUCGAGUCGGCUGCUACCGUCCCGAAGACCACAUUGACAACCCCAAGGACUACGCCGACAACGUCGACGCCCGGGAGUAUUACGAGCGCCUCCGAGGCCCUAUCGACGAGAAUGCCGAACUCUCCAUCGACGAGCGCAAUGGCAUGAAGAAAUAUAUUGCUUCUGAAUCUGAUAACAUCAUGACCUCGGCGAAGCAUGUUCGCCAACUCUUCACCCGCUGCAUCGAGCUUGGUCGUCGCUACAAGGAGAACAGUGAUAAGACUGAUCGCAAUGAAGCGCUCCGCCUCAUGGGCACUGGCCUGCACUGCUUGGAGGACUUUUUUGCCCACAGCAACUACACUGAACUUGCCCUCAUCGAAAUGGGCGAGCGUGACGUCUUCCCCCACUGUGGUACCAACACUAAAAUCCAGCUCGACGGCGCGCAGGAAUCUGUGUAUCCUAUUGUGACUGGCACUUUUGGUGGUGUCGACUUUCUGCACUCUGUUACCGGCGAAGUGUCUGACAAGCUCACCCAAAACGAAAUUGAGGAGCUUGAAGGAACGCUUGAGCAAAGCAAGCAGUCCGAUACCAGCUUCCUUCGCGAACUCCUUGACAAGAUCCCCGAUGGCAUCCUUGGUGGUGGGCAGGAAAAACAGAAAAUCGACGAGAUUCAGGAAAACGCCAAUGCAGCCCAGAUGCAAAACACUUCCGUCUCCCCGAGAGAUCCCGAAGAAUUCACCCUGUACGUCAAGAACAUUUACGAGCAAAUUAUGCCUGCCAUCAAGCUUCAUGAUGACAUCAUGAAGACCAUUGACAAUGCUAUUGGCAAGAUCCCCGUCCUGCCCAAGAUUAUCGAGCAGCUUGAAGAGCAGCUUACCCAAUUUGUCUUCUCCAUCAUGGCUCCAUUUAUUGUUCCUUUAAUUCGACAGAUUCGCAACGAGCUGAAGACUGGCUCGGAUGAGAUUAUUCAGAGCAGUCAGGACCAGCAGCAUGUUGUUUUCAACGACGAUAACAGCACUGACCCGACCCAUUCCAUGCUCUCCAAGGACCACUUUUCCAACAUCCUGAACGAGAUUGCCGGUCGAAGUGCCGCUAUGACUGUCCAUUGGGUGGUUCCACAGUUGAUGGAGGCUAUCGACGAUAACAGCAUCGAUGUCAACCGUCUCUGUGAUCGCCUCAUUUACGGCGUCCUUCACCACCCUGCACAGAGAGGAAUGGGCAAUGACGGCGUCUCUGAGGCACGCCAGAAGAUUUUUGAAAGUGUCAAGGAAUGGUGGGGUCAAAUGGGCGAUGACCAGCGCAACGACUAUCGUCAGAAGCUUUCUCGUGAUGGUGUCUUUAAGGGUAACAACCACAAAGAGGGCGUUCACGAUACUGGCCAUGGGCAUGGCUGUGGUGGGAAGCUUGAGAUGCGUAAGCUUUAUGGUGAGCCAGAGACUAUGGAAACCAAGAUUGCAAGUGCUGCGGCCACUGCCAUUUUCUCAACGGCAUCUGGCGUAGUUUCCGAUAUGGUGCAGCAGCAAACUGGUAUACAAAUGCCAGGCAAGCAGGAAGGCGAAGAAUCGGGUGGUCUAAAGGGAUUCAUCAAGUCCAUCUUUAGCACGGAUGACAAUGAGGGCAGCAGUGGCCGAACUGAGACUCGGCCGAGCCAGAGCUCGGGCAACUUUGGCGGUAGAAACGACCAAGGUCGACAGGAGUACGGAAGUAGCGGUGGUGACCAGUACGGUCGACAGGAUAGUGGUCAUCGACAGGACUCCAACUCCUAUGGAAACUCUAGCCAGAGGAGAGACGAUGACUAUGGUGGCAGAAGACAUGACAACGACAACCGGCGAGACGACAGCUACGGCGGUGGGAACGACAGUAGCUAUGGUGGUGGCAGCGGCAACAGUGGAUAUGGUGGGCGCCAACAAGAGAGCCAUGGCGGUAGAAGCGACAGUGGCUACAGCGGCAGACAAGAGAGCAGCUAUGGUGGACGGCAGGAGAGCAGCUAUGGCGGUAGAGAGGAGAGCUAUGGUGGACGACAAGAAAGCAGUUAUGGCGGCAGGGAGGAGAGCCACGGUAGCAGACAGGAUAGCUAUGGUGGCAGGCAGGAGACUAGCUAUGGCCAAAGCAGCGGAUAUGGUUCGCGCCGCGACGAUAACUACGGCGGAAACGAGAGUAGCUACGGUGGUCGUGGUGAUGACAGCUACGGCGGUGGCAACGAGGGUGGCUAUGGUGGCCGCAGUGAGGGAAGGCACGGCGGCAACAGUGGCGGAGAUGAAUAUGGCAGACAGGACGAAUACGGUCGACAGGACGAGUCCGGUCGACGAGAGCAUGGUGGAUCUGGUCGCCAUGGCCGCAAAGAUGAUGAAUAUGGCAACGAACGAUACUAA